UAAAAAUAGGUUUUCAUUUAAUAAGAAGCUUUGAUUCGGAUAUUUGAAUAUUCAAGCAUGCAGGGAAUUCGAGCAUUUAAAUUGAUUGCACGCAAUGCAAACAUGAUCGCACGUAGAAACUAUGGGAAAGGUGGACAUAAAUAUCCAACAAUGAAUGAAAUGCCUGUUCCAGACGGUGACUUUUUUGCCAUGCACGCUAAACGAAAUCGUAAAUACAAUGCAAUUUUGGCUGGUGGAAUCGCUAUUUUCUCGAGUGCUGUCUACAUUGUCUCAACAGACACAGUAAUUCGCUUACAUUGGAGUCCACCAGACACCUACGAAUAAAUCACGUGAAGUGAUGCAUUUCCUUAGUAUUAUUCUUUAAUAAUGCUGGAUAAUUAUGAAUCUCACAA
Molecule: messenger RNA, 392 nt
Organism: Chironomus riparius
Lineage: Eukaryota; Metazoa; Arthropoda; Insecta; Diptera; Chironomidae
Source: the annotation of a GenBank genome assembly